Messenger RNA from Bombyx mandarina (wild silkworm), 1321 nucleotides. RefSeq names its product Ninjurin A (gene NijA). NCBI's taxonomy places the organism in Eukaryota, Metazoa, Arthropoda, Insecta, Lepidoptera, Bombycidae. The record is from RefSeq and is a predicted model, not a curated record.
CAUAAUCAGUUGGAAUAGUCGCGCCACGAAUUUUGUCGGGUACGCACGCAUUUAGCCACGCAAUCAAGACAACAAAUAACUUUUGCGAAAACUAAUAAUUAAAACUUAACAGUGGGAUUUUUAUUCUAUACUUUAAAUAAAAAAUAAAAAAACUCCGUUUUUUGUUGUUGUUAAAUCAAAUUAAGUGAAAAUGGCGAAAGAACCAACAAAGCUGGAAAUCAUCAACGAAUCACCGAAGGAAGCGAGGAAUGUGAAUAAAAUCGACAAUGAACUGCUGGAAAUGGUUUUCGGCACCCCGAACUCACAGAAUAAUAAUUCAAAACUAAAUAGCCCGCUACACCAUAACAAAUUUCAACCAAUCAGCAAAGCAACUAAUGACCCCGAACAACCGAGUCAGCCACUCCUGGAGCCGAACAAAGAACGGCAGAAACCACCCUUAACCGGACCAGAGAUUGAUGACUUAGGCGACGAUGCGGAGAAGCCAUCAGAUGCAACUCCAUACCAGGGCAUCGACGACGGACUCCUCGAACCAACUGACCCCAAACCCACAGCUCCGGGCGAAGGAACAGAUGAAACCCACAACCCCGAUGACGACGCAGAGGCCACGGUAGAGGACGGGCUCUCGGACGGUAAAUGGCCAUGGCUGUCGGAAGGGGACCAGCCGGAUUAUCCUUAUGAUGGUGUCAAUGGACUGAGCCCUAGGUUCGGAGUCGACGACAGACCCGGCUCUCCGAUUCCUUCAGUCACUCCCGACGUGAACACGUAUCAACAGAAGAAGAAUCUGGCGCAGGGUAUGAUGGACCUCGCGCUGCUGUCCGCUAACGCAAACCAGCUGCGUUACGUACUCGAAUCUCAAACGUCUCACCCGUAUUACUACCCAAGUCUUGCCUUUAUUGGACUAAGCAUCAUUUUACAGAUCGCAGUUGGAGUUGGUUUAAUCCUCAAUAGUCGUUAUGACGUUAACGACAAGAAAGAGAUUUGCAAAGCCGAUAAAAUAAAUAAUAUGACAGUGCUCGGCAUCUUCCUCAUCACGUUCGUGAACGUUUUCAUCGCUUCGUUCAGUGUUUCGAGCUCUGUGACGUCAACAGGAUCUCCGGUGACGCCGCAACAAUUAGCACCAAAUGCUUAGCAGCAAGAAACCUAAUUCGGACUCUAGUCAAAAAGGUGCUCUUACAAAAACUCUGAGUAAAGAUCAAAGAAUUACUAAAGAAACAUGUUUGGUGCCAUUGCUAAGCCGUAUUGGCGCCAAACUAGAUUCUGAAACUAAGCCUUUAAUGACUUUGUACACAACGGCGGAUCCAGGGGGGAGUUCAUGGGGGUC